AUGCCGGCCAAGGUGCCGAAGACUCAGCUGCUGCUGCUGCCUCUGCUGCAGCAACUGCUGCUGCAACUGCUGCUGCAACUGCUGCUGCAACUGCUGCUGCACUUGCUGCUACUGCAGCAAGCGGCAGCAGCAAUGGCAGCGGGGGAGGCGGACCCCUCUUCUGCUGCAGCAGUUUCUGAGGAGGACCCCGAGGAAGCAGCAGCAGCAGCAGCAGCAGCAACAGCAGCAGCAGCAGCAGCAGGGGAGGCGGACCCCUCUUCUGCUGCAGCAGUUUCUGAGGAGGACCCCGAGGAAGCAGCAGCAGCAGCAGCUGCUGCUGCUGCUGCUGUUGAAGCGCGUAAGACACGAGAGGUGUUAGAGGCGCUGCCGCUGCUGCAGACACUGGAGGGUUUGCUGCAGCGCCACAUGCAGCAGCUGGAGCGGCACAGGGGAGGCGGACCCCUCUUCUGCUGCAGCAGUUUCUGA
Molecule: messenger RNA, 465 nt
Organism: Eimeria mitis
Lineage: Eukaryota; Apicomplexa; Conoidasida; Eucoccidiorida; Eimeriidae
Exons: 4
Coding region: 1-465 (154 amino acids)
Source: RefSeq, a predicted model, not a curated record